CAGCCGAUCCCCGCUUCAAUCAUUCUCCUUAUCCAUAAUAUCACGCUAAGAACAGUAGAAUAACCUAUGAAUUCCCCAGCUUUAAAGCUUAAACUCAUUCUAAAAUAAGCUUUCACCGUUGCGUUUAGUCUUUUGUAAAAUGGUAGUAUAAAUUAUGCAAUGGCUGCCGAUCCUUUCUUCUUCGCCUCUCUUGAAGCUCGCUCCAUGAGUUUUCCCAGCUGCAACAACUCACUCUUCUGGAGCUUCCGCUUCCCUCAAUUGCAUUUUCACACACUUCGCUUCUCUCCUCCCAAACUUAAAUUCAAUCACCAGUUCGUCGUUUCCAAGUGCUCAAGUUCCGAUUCCGUUUCUGCUGAUGUAGAUAUCAUUUCAGCAACCGAGCAUUCUGAUGGCAGCGUUAUCUUCCGGUUUGGAAAUGCGAGUGAAAUGGCAAUAAUUGAAGAUCAAACGCAAACAACCGAUGAAAGUGCUAAGGUUGUUGCCAAAGUUGGUGGCAAAGAUUUGGACAAGGUAGAUAAGAGCAGUAUUAAAGCGGUUGGUGUUUCUGAUGGAGAUGCUGCAGCUGUGGAACCUAUGAAGAAGAAAGUUGGCCGUAAUUUUCAGGUUAAAUCUCAACCUAAGAGAAAACUAAGACGAAAUGCAACCAAAGUAACUGAAGUUGUUAAAGAGAAACCUGCCUCUGUUGUCAGUGAUGACAGAAAGGUUGAGAAAAAAUCAGUUGAUUCUUCUAAGAAUAUAAAUACUAAAGAUCAACUUGAUGAGCUUGGGGAUGUUGUAAAAGUAGAAAAUAAUGUUGUCCCCAAGGAAAAUGGUGAGUGCAUUAGUAAAACUGAGGGUUCUAGUAAAUUGAAUGUGGCAUUAGAUCAGGAAUUAGUUCAUCAUGUAGAAAUGGUUUCUACUCCAUUGACAGCUUCUGUUGUUGAAAGUGAAACUACUACUCUAUUAGGUUCACCAGAGUUGGGUUCCAAAGUUGAAGUGCCCCAUGGUGUUAAGUUACAGGAGUCAAAUAAGGGUGGUUCUGAAGGAAGUGGUGAGAAUGAUGGUAAAACUGAGGAUACUGCUCUGAAUAUGGUAUCAGAGAUGGAUUUAGCUCCUGAUAUAGAAAAGGUUUCUCCCCCACUGGGAGCUUCUGAUAUUGGAAGUGAAAUUACAACUGAAUCGGCUCCUUCAGAGUCUGGUUUGGAAAGUGAAGUUCCCCACAGUGUUAAGUUGGAAGAAGAAGAAAACGCUGGUGCUGAGGAAAAUGGUGAGGGGUUUGGUAAAAUUGAGUGUACUAUUUUGAAUACAGAGUCUAAGAUGGCUUUAGUUCUUGAUACAGAAAAGGCUGCGCUUCCACUUGAAGUUUCUGCUAUUGAAAGUGAAAUUACAACUGAAUUAGCUCCUUCAGAGUCCAGUUCCAAAAGUGAAGUUCCCCACAGUGUUAAGUUGGAAGAGGAUGAAAAUGCUGGUGCUGAGGAAAAAGGUGAGGGAAUUGGUAAAAUUGAAUGUUCUAUUUUGAAUACAGAGUCUAAGAUGGCUUUAGUUCCUGAUACAGAAAAGGCUUCUCCUCCACUGGAAGCUUUUGCUAUUGAAAGUGAAACUACAACUGCAUUAGCUCCUUCAGAGUCCAGUUCCAAAAGUAAAGUUCCCCAGAGUGUUCAGUUGGAAAAGGAAGAAAAUACUGGUGCUGAGGAAGAAGGUGAGGGAAUUGGUAAAAUUGAGUUUACAAUUUUGAAUACGGAGUCUAAGAUAGCUUUAGUUACUGAUACAGAAAAGGCUUCUCCUCCACUGGAAGCUUCUGCCAUUGAAAGUGAAAUUACAACUGAAUCAGCUCCUUUAGAGUCCGGUUCCAAAAGUGAAGAUCCCCAGAGUGUUAAGUUGGAAGAGGAAGAAGACACUAGUGCUGAGGAAAAAGGUGAAAGAAUUGGUAAAUUUGAGUGUACUACUUCGAAUAUGGAGUCUAAGAUGGCUUUAGUUCCUGAUUUAGAAAAGGCUUCUCCUCCAUUGGAAGCUCCUGCUAGUGGAAGUGAAACUAGAACUGAAUUAGCUUCUUUAGAGCUUAGUUCCAAAAGCGAAGUUUCUCACAGUGUUAAUCUGGAGGAGGAAGAAAAUAGUGGUGCCGGGGAAAAUGGUGAGAGAAUUGGUAAAAUUGAAAGUAUUACUUUGAAUAUGGAAUCUAAGAUGGACUUAGCAGUGGGAGAGGUUUGUGCUCAAGUAGCAGAUUCUGAAAAUAGCAUUGAAAGUGAAAUUGAAAUUCAAUCUACUUCUUUAGGAGCCUGCUCCAAUAUUGAAAUGCCUAAUAAUCUUGAGUUCCAGGAAAGCGGAAAGGAUGAUGCUGGUGAAGAAGUUGCUCAAAAAUCUGUGCCUUCCAAAGAACAUAGCAAUGAAGAAAGCAUAAAUGCAUCAAAAAUGUUAGUGAUGAUAGAGGAUGCGACUGAAGGUGAAGUUGGUGAAAUUAAGUUGAACUCCACUUUAUCUGAGGUUGAGUCAGUUCUCAAUGAGGCCACAGUCCAUACAACAACGAAUCAAUCUGUUGAUAGUGACAUAGUCAAGAGCUCAAAAAUGUUGGAUGAGGGUGUGGCUUUCUCAAUUUCCCAAGCAGAGAUAACUGAGGCUGAUGCACAAAGUGAUAACAAAGUCAGACAGCUGACAAUGCUUAAAGGUGUAGAGUUACAGUCUGGUGGAACUUUGGAAAGGGAGGAAAUCUCAACAGCAGGAUUUUUCUUAUAUUCUGGUGCUGCUCUGUUGCCAAAUCCGACUAAGGCCUUCGCAGGUGGAGAGGAUGCUUAUUUUAUUUCCUGCCAGAAUUGGCUAGGUGUUGCUGAUGGACUUGGUCAGUGGUCAUUUGAAGGGAUUAGUGUUGGAGUAUAUGCAAAAGAACUUAUGGAAAACUGUGAAAGAAUUGUGUCUGAUAGAAAUGGAGUUCCAAUAACUGACCCAGUUGAGAUCCUUAAUAGAGCUGCAGCAAAUACUCAAUCUUGUGGUUCGUCUACGGUUUUGGUUGCUUACUUUGAUGAUCAGGCUCUCCAUGUGGCAAAUAUUGGUGAUUCAGGCUUCAUGAUCAUAAGAAACGGUGCUGUGUUUAAGAGGUCUUCUCCGAUGGUUUAUGAGUUGGCUUUUCCUGUACAGAUUGCAAGAGGAGAUCAACCCUCUGACUUUGUAGAGGUUUACAAAGUUGAAUUGUAUGAAAAAGAUGUGAUUAUCACUGCAACUGAUGGACUUUUUGAUAAUCUUUACGAGCGAGAUAUAGUUUCAAUUGUCUCCAAAUCAUUGCAAGAGAGUUUAAGGCCCCAGGAAAUAGCAGAACUCUUGGCAACUAGAGCGCAAGAGGUUGGUCAGUUAUCAUUGGUGAGGAGCCCAUUGUCAGAUGAAGUGCAGGCAGCUGGAUACGUGGGAUAUAGGGGCGGCAAGCUUGAUGAUGUUACUGUUAUUGUGUCAUUGGUGAAAAGGCGAUUCAGUAAUCAUGCACAGAGCUAAGACAGCCAUUCCUUGGGGGCCAUGGGCUGCCAUGGGUAUAUGUCGUCUAGCCUUCUGCUGAUAACACAAUAAUUGAACUUGAGUUGGCACUGCACCUAGGAAGAUAUUUUGACUUGGAUUAUCGACAUAAGCUUGUUGGCCUGCAAAUAACAUGGAGAUCUUUGAGAAAUAAUACAAGGGAUGGAUGGGAGGCUGUAUAAAAUUUAGAUUUAAGUUUAUUUAUAUCUUCGUACCUACCGUUUAUCCUGAAUCCUUUGAUAACCUUAUUGAAUGAUCAUUCGAUCAUAUCAUAUAUUUCAGCUUGAAAUUGGUGUAGUAUAA
This is a messenger RNA of Gossypium arboreum, 3777 nucleotides long. RefSeq names its product probable protein phosphatase 2C 62. The coding region runs from base 160 to 3456 and encodes 1098 amino acids. The record is from RefSeq and is a predicted model, not a curated record. Lineage: Eukaryota; Viridiplantae; Streptophyta; Magnoliopsida; Malvales; Malvaceae. The transcript is spliced from 11 exons.